Messenger RNA from Apodemus sylvaticus (European woodmouse), 2465 nucleotides. RefSeq names its product PNMA family member 1 (gene Pnma1). NCBI's taxonomy places the organism in Eukaryota, Metazoa, Chordata, Mammalia, Rodentia, Muridae. The transcript has a single exon. The record is from RefSeq and is a predicted model, not a curated record. Bases 689 to 1750 code for a protein of 353 amino acids.
CUCAAACCCCUUCUUGGCACCAUAGCAACCGCCAGAUCCUCUGGAGCCCGCGCAUCUCGCGUCGUCAUGGACACAGUUGUCACGGUGACACUGGGGGAGGCGAGCGGACCGGUUCCGCCCUCCGCUGCAGCCGCCCGGCGGCCGUUGCAGGGAGCGCGCGGCCGGCCACCAUAAGGGCUGAGCAGAGCUGCCUCCAGCCCGGUUCUUCCCUCCUUCCGUGCUUCCUGCCGCCUCGGUCCCCGGUGCUCGGAGUGCCGCCUCUUCCCACGUAGCCGAGCCACGGGCCUCGCGUGACCCUCAGCCCGCCGGCGUGCCCGGGAGAGGUGGGAGGAGCUGCCACGCCCCGCGACCGCACCCAGCCGUCUCCUGCCCGGAGCCAGCCGCCCUGAGCCCACCUUACUCCCUCUCUUUAAGCGUUGACGCCAGGCAAAGCUGCAGCCAGUUUACCCCUGCCUGGACUUAAGGGGGCGACAUUCGAGUGAUAAGCCGAGUGUCCCGUGGCUCUGACUAGGGACCCGGAAGGGACGAGACGGAACUCUGUUGUCUUUUGGUAAUUGUGGUUGCUUGAAGCUUGUCGCCCCCUGGCCUACCGGGGGAGGAGAGCAUGUUGUAUUGUCUUAGGCCCUACAGCACCGUGAGCCAGUCCAAGGAGUCUCUGUGGACCUGGCACUCUUAAUAGUUGGGCGAAAUGGCUAUGACACUAUUGGAAGACUGGUGCAGGGGAAUGGAUGUGAACUCUCAGAGAGCUCUGUUGGUCUGGGGGAUCCCUGUGAACUGUGAUGAGACCGAAAUCGAAGAGACCCUCCAAGCUGCGAUGCCCCAGGUAUCCUAUCGAGUACUGGGAAGAAUGUUCUGGAGGGAAGAAAAUGCCAAAGCAGCCUUGUUAGAGCUCACUGGGGCCGUGGACUACUCCCUGAUCCCCAGGGAGAUGCCAGGAAAAGGAGGGCUCUGGAAAGUGGUGUUUAAGCCCCCCACUUCCGACGCGGAGUUUUUGGAAAGGCUUCAUCUCUUUCUAGCUAGGGAAGGGUGGACCGUGCAAGAUGUUGCCCGUGUGCUUGGGUUUCAGAACCCUGCUCCAGCUCCAGGCCCGGAAAUGCCAGCAGAGAUGCUCAACUAUGUUUUGGAUAAUGUUAUUCAACCUCUUGUUGAGUCCAUAUGGUAUAAAAAACUGACGGUGUUCUCCGGGAGGGACAUUCCCGGGCCUGGCGAGGAAACCUUUGAUUCCUGGUUGGAGCACUCAAAUGAAAUCAUAGAGGAAUGGCAGGUGUCGGAUAUAGAAAAGAGACGGCGGUUGAUGGAGAGUUUGAGAGGCCCCGCUGCUGACGUCAUUCGCAUCCUCAAGACCAACAACCCCGCCAUAACCACCGCAGAAUGCCUGAAGGCUCUUGAGCAGGUGUUUGGGAGUGUUGAGAGCUCUAGAGAUGCACAGGUCAGAUUUCUGAACACUUACCAAAACCCAGGAGAAAAGUUAUCUUCUUAUGUUAUCCGUCUGGAGCCUCUGCUGCAAAAGGUAGUGGACAAGGGGGCCAUUGAUAAAGAUAAUGUGAACCAGGCUCGCCUGGAACAGGUCAUCGCUGGGGCCAACCACAGUGGGGCCCUCCGAAGGCAGUUGUGGCUGGCCGGGGCUGCAGAAGGGCCUGCACCCAACCUCUUCCAGUUACUGGUGCAGAUUCGAGAAGAGGAAGCCAAAGAGGAGGAGGAGGAGGCAGAGGCCGCCCUCUUGCAGCUAGGCCUGGAGGGACACUUCUGAGUCCCAGGACUGGCCAGGCUGCUUUUGAUAUCCCCGUGAAGUUUUAGUAAGCCUGCCACUCAAAGUAAACAUCCAGGCUCCAGGGUUGGUUUUGUUUUCUGAGGGAUGGGAAGUCAGGCCUGAUUCCUGUAACAUUCACAGAAUUGUGUAAUUGGCAGGAGCUGCAGCGGUAAAGGCGGUUCACACUGCCGAAAGCCAAUGCUUGAUACCAGUCCUCCUGGUGACAUCUCUGACAGCUGUGAAGAAACGUGAAGCUGCGACACUUCCCGUCAAGAUGGUUUCGAAGCUUCGAGUUCUGAUGCUAAGUGCCUGCCUGGUUCACAGGCUGGACAGUCCAAACUCUUGCAUUUGUUACUAACACUGCAGAGUUUUACUGUAAAUUGUUCCUGAUUUGUACCGAUGCAAAGAAUGUGAUUCUGUUAGAUGAUAGUGCUCAUCUUGAAAAUGCGGAUUUCUAAUUCCUCACGGCUCAACACUGGAAUCAGUUUCCAUGACAAGAAUCCUCAAACUAAACGUGGCCUGUUAGCUUUUAUAGAGCUACACAAUCAAUUCUUCACAGUGGAAGAUAGACAUAAGUCCUAGGGGGAGUGGCCACGGACAAGCUACAUGUCCCCUACUUCAAAGAUUGGUCAUUUAAUUACUAGUCAUGUUGAUGCUAAGGGUUCUAAGUCUGAAGUUAUUGAAUAGAUGUAUACAAAUAAAAAUUUGAAAUUUC